AGAGACGGUUCCUCAACCCCAGGUGACCAUCAAUGAUCAUGUACCAUGAAGUCUCCCAGUUAUUCUUGGCCAGCUGGGCAGAAUGAAGACAACACUUCUAACUUCUCACUAGAAUCUAGUGUCUUCUGCAGUGAGGAGCAUCCAAAUAAAAAUCCAAUAGACGUCUUUGUUAUAAAUGUUGGUGGCAGCAGGUUUGUGUUGUCACAAGAAACUCUGUCAACCUACCCUGAGACACGCCUCGGCAAGUUGGCUGUAUCUGAACAGGAUUCCAUGUUGGAGCUAUGUGACGAUGCCAACUUUGUGGACAACGAGUAUUUCUUUGACCGGAGCUCUCAGACGUUCAAGUACAUUAUAAAUUACUAUAAAACUGGAAGAUUGCAUGUCAAUGAAGAACUUUGUGCUAUGUCUUUUUUGCAAGAAAUUGAAUACUGGGGAAUCGACGAGCUGAGUAUUGAUGCAUGUUGCAGGGACAAAUACUAUAAACGGAAAGAAAUGAAUGAAGCCUUAGACAUAAAGAGAGACACAGAAACUACUGAGAAUGAGGAAGAGGAUUUCUCUGGAGUGAAGUAUGAGAAACUGAGGCAGAAACUGUGGGAUAUGAUGGAGAAACCUGAUUCUUCAAUGCUUGCUAAAACCUUUGGAGUUCUUUCUGUCAUCUUUGUUAUCAUUUCCAUUGCAAACAUGGCUCUCUUUUCCUUGGAUGACACAGCACUCGAACCACCCUUAUUGAAUGCUCUUGAGUAUCUCUGCAUCACCUGGUUCACUGCAGAAUUCAUCCUGAGAUUCUUGUGUGUGAAAAACAAAUGCAAAUUCAUGAAAUGCCUGGUGAACAUCAUAGACAUCAUAGCUAUAAUCCCAUUUUAUAUCACACUGCUGGUAGAACAACUUUACGGAAGUUUUACUGAACUGGAAAAUGUGGGGAGAGUGGUCCAGAUCUUGAGGUUGACGAGAUCUCUGCGUAUGUUGAAGCUUGGCAGACAUUCAACAGGCCUGAGGUCUCUUGGAAUGACGAUCGCUCUGUGCUACGAGGAGGUUGGGAUGCUCCUGCUUUUUCUGUCAGUGGGCAUAUCUAUUUUCUCCACAGUGGAGUAUGCUGUGGAGCACACUGUCCCUGACACAACCUUCUCCAGUGUCCCUUGUGCAUGGUGGUGGGCAACCACAUCCAUGACCACUGUAGGCUAUGGAGACAUUCGACCUGAAACCACAAUUGGGAAGAUAGUAGCCUUUUUGUGCAUUCUGACUGGCAUUUUGGUUUUGUCACUGCCCAUAGCUAUUAUAAAUGACAGGUUUUCCUCGUGUUACUUUACCCUGAAGAUGAAAGAAGCAGCCCUGCGUCACCGUGAAGCUCUGAAGAAGCUCACCAAGAAUUCAGUUUCCGAUACUGCCGUCAACAUUAACCUGAGGGACAUAUACGCCCGUAGUAUUAUGGAAAUGUUGCGGAUAAAGAGCCGCGAAAGAGAAAGUACAAGAAGCAGUGCCGGAGAUGACAUAUGGUGACCUAUCUGGUAUCUUCUUUAAAUGAACAAUUUGUUCAUAGAAUAAACAAAUUGAAAGCUAUUGUGCUAUUUAUAUACCUUAUUGAAAGCUGCAGCGCAUCACAAUUUCAAAACAAUUCAAGGUGUUUUUUGCUCCUAAAUUUCAUUAAAUUCGUACAGCACGUGUCAGUCUGGCUCAAUUGUAGCACUUUUGACCGAGUCAGAGAGGUGUGGGUUCAAAUGCAGCAAUAUGCUGUCCUUUGGGUGAAUGUUAAACCGAGGUCCCAUCUGCCA
Callorhinchus milii (elephant shark) is the source of this 1769-nucleotide messenger RNA. RefSeq names its product potassium voltage-gated channel modifier subfamily V member 1 (gene kcnv1). Bases 46 to 1497 code for a protein of 483 amino acids. Gene Ontology annotation, molecular function: voltage-gated potassium channel activity; protein binding. The record is from RefSeq and is a predicted model, not a curated record. NCBI's taxonomy places the organism in Eukaryota, Metazoa, Chordata, Chondrichthyes, Chimaeriformes, Callorhinchidae. Gene Ontology annotation, cellular component: voltage-gated potassium channel complex; membrane. The transcript is spliced from 3 exons. Gene Ontology annotation, biological process: potassium ion transmembrane transport; protein homooligomerization.